Colletotrichum acutatum is the source of this 708-nucleotide messenger RNA. RefSeq names its product mitochondrial genome maintenance protein mgm101. Gene Ontology annotation, cellular component: mitochondrial nucleoid; mitochondrial chromosome. The transcript has 5 exons. Bases 1 to 708 code for a protein of 235 amino acids. Gene Ontology annotation, molecular function: single-stranded DNA binding. Lineage: Eukaryota; Fungi; Ascomycota; Sordariomycetes; Glomerellales; Glomerellaceae. Gene Ontology annotation, biological process: interstrand cross-link repair; recombinational repair. The record is from RefSeq and is a predicted model, not a curated record.
AUGUCCAAGCAGGAGAGCGACGCGGCGAAAAAGUCGUCGACGGGGGAUGACGAGCCUGAUGACUGGGACAAGCGCAUCUUCAGCACGGGUUGCGCAGACGAGAAUGCCAAGUUGACAGAUUGCUAUUUCGAGAAGAAGGACUGGCGGCAGUGUACGGCCGAGCAAACACAGCAGCAGCAACCGAUAGACUGGUCAACAUCCUACCACGGCCUAGGCACGGCCCGCUUCCCCAAAGAAGUCGUCGACAUCCUCCUCCAACCCGUCAACCCGUCCGACGUCGAAGUCAAACCCGACGGCAUAAUCUACCUCCCCGAGAUAAAGUACCGCCGCAUCCUCAACCAGGCCUUUGGCCCAGGCGGAUGGGGCCUGGUCCCCAAGGGCGACGUCGUGGUCGGUGAGAAGGUCGUCACUAGAGAAUACGCUCUCAUCGCGGAAGGCCGCUUCAUCUCCCAAGCCCAAGGCGAAAACGGCUACUUCUCCGUCGAAAACCUCCCCUCCGCCGUCGAAGGCUGCAAAUCAAACGCCCUGAUGCGCUGCUGCAAGGACCUCGGCGUCGCCUCGGACCUCUGGGACCCGGUGUUCAUCCGCCAGUUCCGCAAAGAGUACGCCGACGAGGUCUGGGCCGAGCACGUCACCACCAAGCGCAAGAAGCUCGUCUGGACGCGUAAGGACGUGCCGUUGGCGUACCCUUACAAGAAGACGAACUGA